Messenger RNA from Penicillium malachiteum, 2955 nucleotides. Its product is annotated as pentatricopeptide repeat protein. Gene Ontology annotation, molecular function: protein binding. The transcript has a single exon. The record is from RefSeq and is a predicted model, not a curated record. Lineage: Eukaryota; Fungi; Ascomycota; Eurotiomycetes; Eurotiales; Aspergillaceae. The coding region runs from base 1 to 2955 and encodes 984 amino acids.
AUGUUCUCCAAUGCCACGACAUCAACACCGGCCGUCCCUUCACGCAAUGCCCUUCGUGUACUUCGCCAAUUGGCCUUCGCAGGGUCUGUCGGCACAUUUUGCACCGUGGCCGCUAUAACCUACGAUGUCCAUCGACGAAUCCGUGUGGCUGAGCAAAUCAUCGAGAACAAACGUACGCUCCGAACUUCGGCACCGAACUACGAUGCAACAGCUUCUGCCAAACGCCUUGCAGUGAUGAUGGAGGCAGCAGAGGCUGGUGAGUUCAUGGGACUGGAAUCUCUUAAACACAGACCUAUGCCACAGAGUCAGGGUGAGGUGCCCGGGUUUAACUUGGAUCAGAGCAUUCCCGAACAUGAACAUGAAAGUGGAAUGUCACAUCCUCAGCAGUACUCAAUACAUAAUCAUCCUCCUCUGAAUAUGAACAACCGACCUCAAUCCAACAUUCCAUUCACCUACGUUGACCCGAGAAGCAACCACCAAAAUCGAGUCGCCAUGGAUCGGGAGUACGAAGAGGACGAGGCUCGGCGUGUGGAGGGUAUGCCUUCAACUGAAGAGUCAAUACAACGGCUUCUCAAACAGGAACGAGUCAUUGAUGCCGCGAACCUGUUUCUGAAGGUCACCACUCAUAAUAAAGACGAGGCUAUUUCAUGGAGCAGGCGAGCGCUUGGUUACCAAAUAUUCACUGCAAACUGCAAGGCGGGUAAUGUUUUCAUUGCAAGGUCCAUUUACCGUCGCAUUGAACUAGUAUCAGUUGUAGACACACAGCUGUGGUCUUCCAUGAUUACUGUUCUUGCCAAGGAGGGUCAUAUCGAAUCUGCAGCUACCAUCUACGAAAAAUACCGUGAUACAUUUACACUCCCCGAACACCUGCUUGAAGUUGUCAUUCGCUUAUUGAUGGAGUCCAACCGGUUAUCGCAGGCCAAGUGGCUCUUCUACACUCGCAUAUCAAAUGACCGAAAUGGCGGACUUUGCGGGAUAUACUUGGAUGGGUUAUGGAAAAGGACUCGGAAUGUUGAUUUGGUCAAUGUUGAAUUCCGGAAGGUUCUGGCAGAGCUCAACCAGCUUGGGCGAAAGCCAACGUCGAAGGUAUUCAAUGCGCUGGUCAAGGCAUAUAUUGAAGCAGGACAGUACGAGGAUGCGGAAGCUGUGGUCGGUGAUAUGCACCAAAAAUUUGACGUCCAGCCUGGAUGCCGUACCCUUGGUCUUCUGGUACAUUGCAGAGCCCUGCAAUGCGAUUGGACCGGUGUCCUUGAUGGAAUGCGAGAAAUGCAUGACCUGGGAUUCACCAACGACAAGCCCAACUUCAAUCGGGCCUUUGAUCGGGUUUGGCUAGAGUACUGGCCUGUUCACUCGGGUACUGAGGUGUGGAAGUUUCUGGAGGUUUGCAUUAGAGAGUUCAAGAUUCGACCUGAUGAAGUCCUCCACCGACACAUGCUUGAAGGUUUGGUGGAGCGAUGUGACAGCGAUGUCAUCCAGCAGUUUAAUACCCUUGCCGACAACUACAAGUGGAAAUCUGGCAUCAAUCAAGACACAAUGAUGAGAAUUCUAGCAGAACGUCGGGCGGCUAUGCAGGACAGCCCUACAGGACUCUGGAAUAUGAUGCAAGCGGCGAAGAAACAAUACAGAAUGGUCGCCAUGUCCAGGCGUAUCAUGGGUGUUGGUGCUGAAUACUACCGCAUCGAGAAAAACAGCACGUCACCAAUCCAGUACGAAGCCAAAAAGUCCUUCCAUCAGAGCAUGAGUGAUCUGCAGCAGAAAAGCUCCAUCAAUCUAUACAUUCCCAUCAUCCAAAGAAUGGAACACUAUAUUCAUGUCGGCAAAUACCUCGAGGUGGAGGAGCUUCUUGAACAGGCAGUCGGCAAGGGUUACCCCGUCAAGCCCCUUCAAAUCGAACUCGGCGUCAUCGCUUCACUUCUCCGUCGCGGUGCAAGUGCUGUUCGCCCAUCCAAGCUUUUGAUCAAGAAGCAUUGGCUUUCUUGGAACAACGAUUUGUAUACCGACGCCAACUCCGUCCACCGCAAUCAUCGUUUUGCACCCAUCUUCUUCCAGCAAGUCAUGCAAUUGGAACAUAAUCGAGUGAGUGAUAGUACAGUUGUGAAGUUGGCUCUCUUCAGAUUCUACGAGAUCUGUGUCGAAAACGAGCGACUCAACUUCAAGCACCAUGCUUCUGCCGCUGUUGCCCGUCGUAUGAUCUCCAUGCGUCGUCCUUUUGUCGCCAUCAGCCUUCUUUCAGCUAUUUACAUGUCAAAAUGGCGCAAGAUCUAUGGUUUCAACCAAGUUCAACUCAAGAUGCUCCUGCGUGCUUUCACACAUGUUGGUAAUGCCCGCGGUAUCUGGUGGUGUAUGAUGACUGUCCUCUCUCGCGACGAGCCAGUCAGUCGUGACUUUGUCGUUGAGGCCGAACGACUAGUACCUUAUAUGGAGCAGGGAUACUCUGCGUCUAGUGUGGAGACUCUGCAGGCGAUCCUCACCGCACUGCAAGAGAAGCAUGGUGGAUCCAAGUACUGGUCCCAAUUCGCGGCUGACCCAGAGCUGAAGAAGGCAUCCCGGAACCGAUCUUCUAUGUCACCUAUUAGCGCUGAUGGUCCUGGUGUGUACAAACAGGAGCUGCCUACAGGCCCACUUGAAGCAGAGAUUAUAGAGUUUGACGAGGAGAUGCAAUUUGAUUUCCUGUCUUGUCGCCAGCAGCUCUCUCGGCCGCAGUUGGUGGAGGCAUGGAAUGAACGAUCUGUCAUCCGCGACGCCUCUAAGGUGCCGGAGCAUCCUCAAUACCCCCAGCCCAUGGGAUCAUCUGAAGGGCAGUCGAAGGGAGGUGCCAGGAAAACAAACCCUGAAGAAGCUUCCGAGGGGGAGCAAGUACACAGUCAUACGCAAAGGUCUAAACGACGGCAUGAGAAGCCUGCAGUCAAGAAGACUUCCUCAAGGAGUGAAGAAUGGACUGAAGUACAAGCUUAA